Myxocyprinus asiaticus (Chinese sucker) is the source of this 2581-nucleotide messenger RNA. RefSeq names its product syntaxin 1A (brain) (gene stx1a). NCBI's taxonomy places the organism in Eukaryota, Metazoa, Chordata, Actinopteri, Cypriniformes, Catostomidae. The transcript has 10 exons. The record is from RefSeq and is a predicted model, not a curated record. Bases 1135 to 1998 code for a protein of 287 amino acids. Gene Ontology annotation, molecular function: SNARE binding; SNAP receptor activity. Gene Ontology annotation, cellular component: presynaptic active zone membrane; plasma membrane; endomembrane system. Gene Ontology annotation, biological process: exocytosis; intracellular protein transport; synaptic vesicle fusion to presynaptic active zone membrane.
AGAAAGAUUGGAAGUGGCAUAUGAACUGAAGAAAAUGAAUACAUAAUUCAUAACAUAUGAAUCCAUUUGUAUAUAGAGAAAUACUGUAAGUAGUUUUCUUUAACCCCAAUCAUUAGACCUUAUGUGAUGUACUCGAAACACACUGAUCGAUGUAGUAUGUACUAAACGCGUGACCUGAGCUGACCAGGGUAGGGUUGCACCAGCUGUGUAAGGUCUCAUGUAAGUUGAGAUGUAAAGUUCACACUAAGGGCUUAGUAACUACUAGUUAGUUUGUAACUAGUCAGUGCUUAAUCUGGUUGCAGCACCUGUUCUUAAUGCAAGACUCAACUAGUAGGUCGUCAGCUCUCCGUAAAGUGAUGCGUAGUCACAUAAUGUGACGUUUAGCUGUAUUUAUCCAAUAAACAACCUUCAAAUUUAUAUACAGAAGUGUUAAACAGCCGUGUAUUUCAGUUUGAUCUCAUUACAGCUGAUGUUCAAACCUCGUUUUCUCACGUCAGCUGUAAUAAAUUAUAUCCCCAUUAAAAUAUGAUACAUAAUAAAAGUAGAUUAAAUCGUAUAUUUGCCCUGUGUAAAUAAUAAUAUACAGGAACUGUAUCUAAAAUAAAUGAGGGGUGAUAAAUACUAAUACAACAGGCUGGAAAAAUAGACAUUCAUUUUAAUAUCUUAUAUAUUCUGAAUGUGUUGAAACUUGACACCGGGCGACACACCCUGAAAACUGCUACGUUAGAUCAGUUUCAUGCUGAAGAGCCGCUUAAAUGUUGUUUUUCUCUCUCGUAAAUGUCAACAUCAUAAUGGAUGUUGAAAUGAUUGAUGCCUGUCAUGGAAAACAUGAGUUCAUUGAUGUCAUUAAAUAUCAGUCUGCGUUAUUAUUCUAUCUGUUAGUCCUGGUCGUGGGGGCUUCCGUAAAUAUUUAGUUUAUAUGUAGGGUUACGUUCUACCUAAUGGUGCAACACUCAAAUAUUUAGUAGUGCAUAAAUUGUGACUUAGUGCCCGUUUAUGCCACAAUUAGGCUAAGGUUUAACUUACGUAUAGCUGGUGCAACCGGCCCCUGAUGAUCAGUUUGACGCUCCGCUGCGCGAGCGAUGUGCGCGUCAGACCGCUGCGAUUAAACGCUGAAAUCUGACGGAGUGAAACAUGAAGGAUCGCACGCAAGAACUCAGACAUGGGAAAGAGGCAGAAGAGGAGGAUGACGUGACUGUUGGUGUUGAGAAAGGCUUCAUGGAUGAGUUCUUUGAGCAGGUGGAGGAGAUUCGAGGAUUUAUUGACUCACUGGCAGAGAAAGUACAAGAAGUGAAGAGAAACCACAGCACUGUUCUGGCCUCUCCAAACCCCGAUGACAAAACAAAAUCAGAGUUGGAGGAGUUGAUGACAGAUAUUAAGAAGCUGGCUAAUGAAGUGCGCUCCAAAUUAAAGAAUAUCCAGCAGAGCAUCGAGCAGGAGGAGACUCUGAACCGCUCAUCAGCUGAUCUGAGGAUACGCAAAACACAGCACUCCACACUGUCACGUAAAUUUGUUGAAGUGAUGUCGGAAUAUAAUGCAACACAGUCAGACUACAGGGAACGCUGCAAAGGACGAAUUCAGAGACAACUGGAGAUCACGGGAAGAAAUACAACUAAUGACGAGCUAGAGAGUAUGCUGGAGAGUGACAAUCCAUCCAUCUUCACUUCAGGAAUCAUCAUGGACUCCAACAUCAGUGAGCAGGUCAUGAAUGAGAUUGAGACAAGACACAAUGAGAUCAUCAAACUGGAGAACAGCAUCCGAGAGCUACAUGACAUGUUCAUGGAUAUGGCCAUGCUGGUGGAGAGUCAGGGAGAGAUGAUAGAUCGUAUAGAGUAUAAUGUGGAGCACUCAGUGGAUUACGUUGAGAAGGCAGUGUCAGACACCAAGAAGGCGGUAAAGUACCAGAGUAAGGCGCGGCGGAAGAAAGUGCUGAUUCUGAUCUGUUGUGUGCUGCUUGGAAUCAUUAUUGCUUCUACUGUUGGUGGCGUGUUGGCCUGAAAUACACAUUCAAUACAAAUGACACAAACACGCUGAAUAUGAUGCAUCUGGAGCAGAUAAUAAAGAGACUGGUUCAUAUGCAUGUUUGUCUGUUAUUUGUGCCGCUGUGCAGUUCUGUAACCUCACUGUUGUGUGUCGUUGUAUAAAAAUGAUUCCAAUGUGUACAAAUUAAUUAUGGUGUAUAAAGAGAGUCGCUCCUGUGAGAGUGAAACAAACUUUGUGAUGCUUUGAGGUGCUGUGAAUGAAACACAAUCAUUCAAUCUAUAUAAAGAUCCUGGCAGAAACAGAUUAUCAUACUAUAUUAUCAUUAACUCAUUAUUAAGUUGUAUCAUUAUUGUAUGUAUAAAAAAAUAUUUGUCUAAAAUGCUGGGCUAGAAACUUUUUUAAACACAUUCUGCUAUAAACGGCACACUAGUACAUUUUGAGUUUGCUCUGUACGUGAUCAUGUAUAAUCUUAAUCUUAAUCUUAAAUGACUUUUGAUUUGAAUGUGACAGUGAAAUGUAGCCCAAAUGAUAACAGACAAAACAAGACUACCUAUUCUCCAUGCUAAGUAUGAUAAACUUAUUGUUUUGCAAUUUUAUU